Molecule: messenger RNA, 6193 nt
Organism: Condylura cristata (star-nosed mole)
Lineage: Eukaryota; Metazoa; Chordata; Mammalia; Eulipotyphla; Talpidae
Gene: FAM8A1
Product: family with sequence similarity 8, member A1
Exons: 4
Coding region: 116-607 (163 amino acids)
Source: RefSeq, a predicted model, not a curated record
AUGUUCUCCAUUUAUUGCCUACUUUGCUUAUGUGAAUCACUGAUAUUCCUAACUCUUUGUUUUUUUUAAAUUUACAGGUAGAGAAUAUGUUAUUCCAUCCUUGGCCCAUAGAUUUAUGGCAGAGAUGGUGGAUUUCUUUAUUCUCUUCUUUAUAAAAGCAACCAUUGUUUUAAGCAUUAUGCACCUCAGUGGAAUAAAGGAUAUCUCUAAAUUUGCUAUGCAUUAUAUAAUAGAAGAAAUAGAUGAAGAUACAUCAAUGGAAGACUUGCAGAAAAUGAUGGUUGUGGCUCUUAUAUACAGAUUACUAGUUUGUUUCUAUGAGAUAAUUUGCAUUUGGGGAGCUGGUGGAGCAACUCCAGGGAAGUUCCUGCUAGGGCUUCGAGUUGUGACAUGUGAUACAUCAGUGCUUAUUGCACCAAGUCGGGUUUUAGUGAUUCCUUCUUCAAAUGUUAGCAUUACUACAUCCACUAUACGAGCUUUGAUCAAGAACUUUUCUAUUGCUUCUUUUUUCCCCGCUUUCAUCACACUGCUGUUUUUUCAGCAUAAUCGAACAGCAUAUGACAUUGUAGCAGGAACCAUUGUGGUAAAAAGGAAUGGGGUCAGAUGAUGCCCAAAAAAGUCCUGAAUUCCAUACUCUGGAAUAAUGAGAAGACUAAAUUAUGUAUCAAGGCCAUCAGUAUCCCCGGGUAACAUUAAUUGAUGAUUUAGAAAUUAAAGCAGUUGCUACAGUGUGAUACAGGUGACUAUUUUGAAAGUAUUGAUUUUACUUGAAAUGCCAAAGAACUUUUCCAGAAGAAAAAUCUGUUAAAUUCAAGUAUUAAAAAUUUUAGAUUGAAAAGAAAGCAAGUAGUUUCAUAAUCAACAUGGACAAUGUAUACUGUAAGAUCUAAGGCAUUAGAACUUGCUGAAAGCAUAUCCAGUUUUGAAAUUUCCAAAUGAAACUUUAAAAUUUUAUUUUGGUUUAUCCCAAAAUGAUGGAAAAUGUCCAGUUGUGUUUUGUAAACACAUUAUUCAUCUUUUAGUUAAUACUCCUUGGGGAAAUUGUUGUCUUUGCUUUUUGGGGGAAGGGAGCAGGAAUAUAGCAGAUAACCGUUACCACCUCCCAGCCCCGGCUGCAAGAGAAAGGGGCAGGGGAGGCAGGCCCAGCAGCUCCCUCACCUGAAGUUUUAACAUCUGUACUGCAGUUUACUGUGGGAAUGAUAAACUGUACAAGUAUUCUUAAUGCUUAAAUGUAUAUUUUGGGCAAGUUUUGCAUGACAAUGGAAAAAGUAUUAAGUCACAUUGCUUGUUACUGAUUUCCUUAAAGAAAAGGUAAGCUAGUGAUUUAGUGGGUGGAAAAAAGUCAAUUUUCAUUGUAAAUUUAACUUAAAAUUUAUGUGCAAGUGUUUUCAGUGCCCUAAAUCAAACUAUAAAUAUGUAAUUACUACUUCCAUCAAACUGUUGCAUAUUUACUGUAAAAUGAUAUUCCCAGUAUGUGUGCAGCAUGAAGAAAGUAUUAAUGCUUUUCAGUGUUUUGACUAUAACCCCUUCUGUGUGCAGAAUAUUCAUAUACUACUUCCUUCUUAUAUUUUAUAGAAUUCCAUGACUUUUGAAACAUCAAUGAGUCGAUCUUACUCUUUCAUGACUAGCCCUAGUAACUUAUGGCGUGUUGGUGGCUUCCCAUUAUGGACUAUAUGGAAGAGUAGCAUUUAUUCUGAGUUUUUUGGUUCUGUGGGCCAAAAGCUCAUUUUGAGCCUGCCAGGGGUGAUACCGUGAAGGAAAUGUUAGUGGAGUAACAUUCGUGCAUUGCCAUUUUAAUUUAUUCUUCUGUUGAAUCAAAGUUGAAGAGUUUUAAGUAUGUGUGUAUUUUGUUGGAUGGCCCAGGGAGCUGUGUGGAGAUACCUGAACAAAAAUUCUUUUUUCUUAAGCAUUUCCUCUAACUCUGAUAUUUUCCCAAGAAACACUAAUCUGUAGCCCUUAUUUCUUGAGUUUAAUAGCAAAUGCAGACACAUUAUCACAGAAUCAGUUUUUUAAGUGGGGUUUUCUUUGACAUUGAGAAUUGUGAAUAUAUUCAUACUUGAUGUUUAUAAAAAUCUUAACAGUUUCCUUAUUAAUACCUUUUUAUUGUAAAAUUUCAUAAACCAUGUUUUCCAAAAUAAUUUUAUAUUAAAUCCAACAUCACAUAAAGUCUGUUAAGUAUGUCAAAGUAGUCACUUGUAGCCUCAGGGAAGAUAUUAAAAGUGUUACAGUCAUUCACAGUAGGAAAAGAACUCAUUUUUUUAUUAGACUAUUAAUUAAGAAAUGUUAUAUAUAGAUUUGCCACUUUGUAGUAUAUACAUUAGUAUUGGCAUAUACAGUACUUUUGCCGCUAGUUGGGCAUAUAAAAUGUCCUUUAUUUAGUAGCUCCAGAAUUAAUUUUGAUGUAUUAAUUUCCUCUCAAGUAGAUCUAUCUUUUUGCUAUCAUUUAUACAGUAAAACAAAAGCUAACAAAUAGUCCAGUUUAAUUUGUUACUAAAUUUAUUAUACAUUUGCAGUAUUACACAUACAAGCCAUUCAAAUUAAAAUCUCUAUAGGUUUUUGUAGUUUCAUUUAGUGGAUUCAAAUUAUAUACUACCUAAGCCCUCUAAAAUAAAGUAUUACUUUGUCUUUACCAAAAAUCCAAGUCUGUUUCUGUUUAUAAACUCAGUACGUAGGGAAGGUUUGAGUCCCAGAUUGCUGGAAAAAAAUGACAGUGAUGGGAAGUAAAAGGGAGCCACAUGCUUUGUGUCCUGGGGGAGGAGGGAACAGAGCAUUCCCCCUUCAGAACACUUUUCUCUUCAGUGUUAUUUCAUUUAUGGAAGAGCUAAUGUUCCACGUCAGAAUAUAAUUUUGAUGCUGAGACUCUAGCCUUAAAAAGACAGAAAGAAAGUUGUCUUCAUAGUACAAGCAUUAUUCAUCACUUUUACAAGAUAAGAAAUAAGGAAACAAAAAUUAGGAGUCAAGCUGAGCGAGAACACUGUUUCAGUGACCCUGCCAGAGGGCAGGGGUUUAACUUAGGGACCUAGGCAGACCUUGGUUCCGUUAUUACUACAGUAGCCUGACCACUGGCUAACACAUGUGAAGAAAAGUGUUCUUGCUGGGCGUGGGUACAGAGUGUGAGUGACAGUGAGCCGUGCUUUUGAACGACUAUAGAAAUAAAGCCAACACUUUUUUGAAUAGAAGCCUUUUCUUUAAAAUACUUCCCAACUGACAUUUACCUAGCACUGGUUUGGAAACUUCCUGCUUAACACCAUUUCAUUCAAAUAUUUAAAACUGAAAAACAGGCAUUAUAUUUGAGGGCCACUGUACCUAAAUUAUAAACAUGAGUACUGUAUGUGUUUUUUUUUUUCAGAUUUCUUACUUUUUAUUAGAAAUUAAAACAAAACUUUAAUGAACACUAAAUCUCUCCACCCUCACCCAUUUUUCCCAAUCCCCACUCCCCAUCUCUGAUAACCAUUGGUUGGUUCUUUUUUGUCUUUAACUUGCUUUUUCUCAGUUUUUUGUUUUUUGGUCUAAGGUUCCACAUAUGUGAGAGGCCACACAUUAUUGGUGUUUUGACUUCACUUAGUAAAAUGCUAUUAGAGCGCAUCAUGUUGUCGCCUGUCAAGAUUUCACUCAUUUCAUGGCAAAAUAUAUUCCAUAAUGUGGAAACAAUCAUCUGCCCCUUAAGACUGCUUUGGUCAGUGACAGACUGCAUGCAGCACAGUGGAGCCCUCUGCCACGUGUUAGCCUGGGCAUGAGCCGGCCCCGUAGGUGUGUGUGGCUGCAUGUGAGGUCGCAGCGAUGAGGUCCUCUACUGCCCUUUCCCUCAGAACACAGUCCUGUCACUCGGCAGCUCUUGACUGGGAACCACAAUUUCUUUGUUCAUCAGUGGACGCUUGUUUCUGUAUCUCUGCUAUCAUGAAUAACGUUUCCAUCAACAUGGGGGACAGGGAUGUUUUCAAGUUGUGUUUACAUUUUCUUCAGCUAAGUAACUCAAGUGAAAUUCCUUAAUUGUCUGGCAGUCUUUGUGCUUGUGCACCAAUAUAUAGUCCCAUCAAAGGUGCACAAGGUUCCCUUUCUUCCACAUCCUUACCAACACUUCCUUCUUGCUUUUUUGUUAUCGCCAUUCCAGCAGGUGUGAGGGGAUCCCCCUGUGGUUUUAAUUUACUUGAUGACUCAUGUACCUGUCAGCCAUCUGUAUGUCUUUGGGAAAAUGUCUUCCAAUCAACCCACUCUUUUUUUUUUUUUUACUAUUGACUUGUAUGACUUUAUUUUUAGGAUAGUACCCCCAUGCAAAUAUUUCCUCCCGUUCCCAUAGGUAGCCUUUCAUUUUGUUGCGUGUCCUUUGAUUAGUCCUGCUUAUUUUCACUUUUGCCUUUAGUGUAUGAUUAGAAAAUUCAAGACCCAUGUCAAAUAGCUUACCCACUGUAUUUUCAAGCCGUUAGCCUGCUUUUAAUUUGUAAGACAGUGUUGUAGUUUCAACCUUUUUCGUGGUUAUCCAGUUUUCCCAACACCACUUAUUGAAUGUCUUCAGUAUAUAUUCUGACAGCCAUAAGCUGGCGUGUGUGAGGGUUUACUUCUGGACUAUGUUCUGUUGGUCUCAUUUUUAUGCCAUCACCACACUGGUUUAGUCACUACAUGGAGCUUGACACCUCCAACGUUGUUCAAGUUCGCUUGCUGGGUUUUAUAGUUUAUACAAAUUUCAGGAUUUUUUUUUCCUAUUUCUAUAGAAAAACACCAUUGGGCUUUUGGUAGGGAUUGCAUUGAGCCUGUGGGAAACUUUGUGUAAUAUGGGCAUUGGUAACGGCAGUUUCAGUCCAUGAGCAGAGUUAUCUUUCCAUUUGUUUCUUAACUCACUAAUGUCAUCAAGUUUUCAAUAUACAGGUCUUUAACCUCCAUGGUUAAAUUUACUAGGUAUGCAAUUUAUUUUUUAUGCAAUUGUAAAUGGGAAUGUUAAUUUAUGAUAGUUUAUUGUAUAGAAAUGCAGUUUUGUGUCCUGCAGCUUUACUGAGUUCUAGGUUUUUAGUGAGUAUUUAGGGUUUUCUGCAUGGUACCUGCCAUUUACUUCUUCCUUUCUGAUGUGGAUGCCUGUUUUUUCCCUUGCCUAAUUGUUCUAGGCAGGAUUUGCACAUUAAGUGAUGGCAAUGGGCAUUUUUGUCUGAUUUUUUGAUUCUUGAGGAAAGGCUUUCAGCUUGUCAUAGGUGGCAUUUAUUGUGCUGAAGUACAAGCCUUAUACUUUUUUAAGUGCAUCUUUUACCAAAUGUUUCUUAAUGCAUUUAUUGAUAAAAUCAUAGGAUUUUAAUCCACAUACAAUUUUAAUCCAUCCUGGUAGUGUGGUAAAUCGCAUUUACUAUCCCUGGAAUAAAUCCCACUUGAUCAUGGUGUAUGAUCUUUUAAAUGUAUUAUUAAAUUUGGUUUGCUAACACUUUGUUGAGGAUUUUUGCAUCCUUGUUCAUCAAGGGUAUUAGACUGUCAUUUCCCUUGUCUCCUCGACUGGUGCUGGUGUCAGGGCGGUGCUGGCCUUCUUAAAGAGUGUGGAAGUGUUCCCUCCUCUUCUGUUUUUAAGUAUUUGAUUCAUUGGUAUCCCACUGGUUUCGAUUUUUACUUCAUCACGAAAACACCUAUUAUAGAUUUUGUUUUUAGGCAUUUAUAUUUUCUAGAUUGUUUUCUGUGACACAUUAGCAUCUCUUAGUUUCAGAUUUUUGAGUCAUUUUUCUUGGUGAGUCUAAAGAUUUUCAGUGCUGUUGAAAACUUUUAACUAUUUUAUAAGGAUAUUUACUUCUGUGGCAUUUUUGGUUUCACUAAUGCAUUAUUUCCAGCACAAAAAAGAUAGGAGCUGAAAAAACUUAGCCCGUUAGUUGGGAUUUAAAGGGCUUUUUGAAGGAGGUAGAGGUAUUAAAUAUUUUCAUGCUACACAAAGUAUUCCCCUUUGCAAAAUAAACCUAAGUAGCAGCAGUAUUCCUAAAAACUAACGGGUGUCAUUUUACUUAACAUUCCCCACCCCCCUGCCCAAGGCCAGCAUCUUUUUAUGUACUUAACCUAGGCAAAGUUCCUUCUUUCAAAUGGUGUGUGCUGUGUGCCUGUGUCCUGGAAGUUCAUUGUAGUGGAGUUUGGCCCACAAACAGUAUUUGAUGGCCUGAAUAAAAAAAUUUCAACAUCUUAUUUUUAACAAUUUGUAUGCUACAAAUUUGUAUUGUCUCAAUAAAUACUUGGU